UGGUGUCGCCCUGACUCUCCCCCUUUGGCCGCCUCGUUGAAGCGUCGCCUCGGAAUAUUCGGGGCUGAUCGCCUCGAGCCAUGGCCCGGCGUCCGCAGAUCUCCUUGAAUGAGGAGGUGGUGCAGGCGGAGUCCAGCGCCUCCUUUUUUUCUGCCGGGCACACGACACCAGCGAACCGCAUGCGGUGCAACAUGGAGCUCAGCGUGCAAACAGGCACCCCUUCCUUCCGCGGAAGUGGCGCUGCUUCGCAUGCCGUGGUCCAGCAUCCUGUUAAGCCAGCAGAUUUCCGCCCAGCGUCUGCUCCCACGCCGGAUUUGCGCCCAGCAUCUGCUCCCAAAGCAGAUUUGCGCCCAGAGAUGAAGCUGGAAGCGGUUUCCAGCUGCGAGGCUUCGCCCCCAGUGCUCCCUUCGCCCACCAAUGCACAGCGUCAGCCAAUGAUGGCCCGGAGUUUGCGAUCUGUGCGCACCACCAUCCAGGCGGCCAACUGGGGCCCGGAGGUGUCGAAUGCGCUAGCGAUGGGCAGCAUCGCACAGUCCGCGCGCCCGGGCUCAGCGCCGGAACCCGCACCCCCCAGUAGGAGUGGAGGCUAUCAGAUGGCGCUGGAUAUGGAUGACUUGCCUUGUGUGCCUCAGCCUCCAAUGUCCACGCCCACCAACUCACAGCGGCAGCCCAUGAUGUCCAGAAGCAACCGCAGCGUGCGGAACCGCGUGAUGGUCGCGCAGGCGGCUGCGGAGCCGUUGUCGCCCACCUCGCCACCGCCCAUGCAGCCCAUGUCUACUACGUCGAAGUCGGCCAUGCAGCCCAUGACGCUACAUGCAGGCAUCACUCCCAAGUCAAACGUCGUGCCCUUGAACAUGCACGCGGGCAUCACUCCCAAGUCGAACGUGGCGCCCCUGAACAUGCAUGCGGGCAUCACUCCAAAGCCGCAGAGGCAGAUUACACCCCUGGACACUGAGACGGACAGUGAUGGCUUCAAUCUGGGGGGCUUAGUCACGCCCACCAAUCCAGACCGCAGAAAUACCAAUAUGAGCCUGAAUUUGGGCACCCCCUCGUUUCGCGGAAGUGCCAACUCCUCCGGGGCGGCAAUGCCGCCCAUUGGAGCACUGCGCCCUUAAGGGAGCUGGAAUCGAGGUUUUCACAUCUGUUUUUGGACGUCCAAGCCCUGGCAGGUGGCUCAGAUGGCUAUGUUUUUUCCGGGGU
Messenger RNA from Effrenium voratum, 1200 nucleotides. The record is from the annotation of a GenBank genome assembly. Lineage: Eukaryota; Dinophyceae; Suessiales; Symbiodiniaceae.